Molecule: messenger RNA, 4213 nt
Organism: Lepus europaeus (European hare)
Lineage: Eukaryota; Metazoa; Chordata; Mammalia; Lagomorpha; Leporidae
Gene: HS6ST2
Product: heparan sulfate 6-O-sulfotransferase 2
Exons: 5
Coding region: 1-1968 (655 amino acids)
Cellular component (GO): membrane
Molecular function (GO): heparan sulfate 6-sulfotransferase activity
Source: RefSeq, a predicted model, not a curated record
AUGGCACUGCCUGCGUGUGCAGCCCCGGCGCUCGGGCCGCCGCUGCAACCGGAGCAAGGAGCGCCCGCCCGCACCACCUGUCCCCGCCGGCAUUCCAGAGUAGAGGCCGAAUUGGCAGCCAGCCGGCCCGGGUCGGUCGCCGCCUCAGUCCGUGCGAGCCCUCCUAGGGGUGUGUCUCACGGAUUCAACUGCCGGCCGCUCCAGGACGAGCCCCUAAAAGCGUCUUCCUCCCUGGCGGGAGCUGUGCGCGCCCCGCUUUUCGCGCUGCUGCCCCGAGGCCGCCGCAGGCGGAUGCACGACCUCAGGCGACGCUGGGACCUGGGCUCCCUCUGCCGGGCCCUGCUCACUCGGGGCCUGGCCGCCCUGGGCCACUCGCUGAAGCACGUGCUGGGUGCGAUCUUCUCCAAGAUUUUCGGUCCCCUGGCCAGCGUCGGGAACAUGGAUGAGAAAUCCAACAAGCUGCUGCUGGCUUUGGUGAUGCUCUUCCUAUUUGCGGUGAUCGUCCUCCAGUACGUGUGCCCCGGCACAGAAUGCCAGCUCCUCCGCCUGCAGGCGUUCAGUUCCCCGGUGCCGGACCCGUAUCGCUCGGAGGAUGAGAGCUCCGCCAGGUUCGUGCCCCGCUACAAUUUCAGCCGCGGCGACCUCUUGCGCAAGGUAGACUUCGACAUCAAGGGCGAUGACUUGAUCGUGUUCCUGCACAUCCAGAAGACCGGGGGCACCACUUUCGGCCGCCACCUGGUGCGCAACAUCCAGCUCGAGCAGCCCUGCGAGUGCCGCGUGGGGCAGAAGAAAUGCACUUGCCACCGGCCGGGUAAGCGGGAGACCUGGCUCUUCUCCAGGUUCUCCACGGGCUGGAGCUGCGGGCUGCACGCCGACUGGACUGAGCUCACCAGCUGCGUGCCCGCGGUGGUGGAUGGCAAGCGCGACGCCAGGCUGAGACCGACCAGGUGGAGGAUUUUUCAGAUUCUAGAUGCAGCAAGUAAGGAUAGACGAGGUUCUGCAAACACUAACCCAGACGUCAACUCUCCAUCAUCUGCAAAGGCCCGGAACGCAUCUAAGAGUGGGAAGAACUUCCACUACAUCACUAUCCUCCGAGACCCUGUGUCCCGCUACUUGAGUGAGUGGAGGCAUGUCCAGAGAGGGGCGACAUGGAAAGCAUCCCUGCACGUGUGUGAUGGAAGGCCCCCAACAUCUGAAGAGCUGCCCAGCUGCUACACUGGCGAUGACUGGUCUGGCUGCCCACUCAAAGAGUUCAUGGACUGCCCUUAUAAUCUAGCCAACAACCGCCAAGUGCGCAUGCUCUCAGACUUGACUCUGGUAGGCUGCUACAACCUGUCUGUCAUGCCGGAAAAGCAAAGAAACAAAGUCCUGCUGGAAAGUGCCAAGUCAAAUCUGAAGCACAUGGCAUUCUUUGGCCUCACUGAAUUUCAGCGGAAGACCCAGUAUCUGUUUGAGAAGACCUUCAACAUGAACUUCAUUUCGCCCUUUACCCAGUAUAAUACCACUAGGGCCUCUAGUGUAGAGAUCAAUGAGGAAAUCCAGAAGCGCAUUGAAGGACUGAAUUUUCUGGAUAUGGAAUUGUACAGCUAUGCCAAAGAUCUCUUUUUGCAAAGGUAUCAGUUUAUGAGGCAGAAAGAGCAUCAGGAAGCCAGGCGGAAGCGUCAGGAACAACGCAAAUUUCUGAAGGGUAGGUUCCUUCAGACCCAUUUUCAGAGCCACAGUCAAGGUCAGAGCCAGAAUCCAAGUCAGAAUCUGAGUCAGAACCCAAAUCUGAAUGCGAUUCAGAAUCUGACUCAGAACCUGAUGCACAAUCUGAUUCAGAAUCUGACUCAGAGUUCGAGUCAGAAUUUGAGCCAGAAGGAGACCCGGGAUAGCCAGAGGCAGAAACCAGGGCAGGGGCGCAAUGAGAGCAGCCACGCCAGCAACGGUACCCAUGACUACAUAGGCAGUGUAGAGAAAUGGCGUUAGUUGACUCAGAAAGGCUUGUGCACACUUCCCCCAAAGCGCCACCAAAUAGAUGGCAGAUCCUAAAAGAUCAAAGUGUCCAAACACACCCUGCUUCCUUAACUUGGGAAGAUUAAAAAAAAAAGUUUAGAUGUUGCCUUUACAGUUGCCUUUCAAUUAAAUGUUAUACUGUGCAUGGGUAAAACAAAUCUCAGUAUGUAAUUAAAUUGUCUUUUUUGGGAUUGGUCUAUUUAUGAAAGCCAAACCAGACUCACCAGAAAUUGCUGUUUAGAUAUUUUAAGAAGUUCUUAAAUUAGUUAUGGAGACAAAAUGAAAACAUCAAAUGCAACCAUUUAACUUAUGGCUAAGAAAUGGACUUUAAAUGAUUCAUGAUACACUGUUAAAACCCAAUCUUAGAAGCAAACAUUUUUUUUCCCCAAGAAUAAGCAUAAGUAUAAGCAAACUGACUGAAGUGAAACACAAAACCUUUCAUUUUGUUCUGAUUUUAACAAGGAAUCUAUUGAAGUAGAAUAACAACUGAUGAUAAAUUUCACCAAAAAUGUAGAAAAUGAAAAAUUCUUCUCCCCAACAUGGGUGGUUUUAUAUCAAAAUUCUGGCUUUUCAAGAACAGGAUUCCUAUCUUGUAAUUCAAGGGAUGUUUAAAAUUUUAAACUUUUUAUACCUUCUACUGUUUAAAGGUUUUAAACAGGGUGUGUCUCAUAUCAAACAGAAUACUUUUGUUUCCAAAUGGAAUACCAAUGUGAAGAUCUAAUUUCCAGAUGCUUCCCUGGCACUGUAAUCUCAACAGCUCUGGAAUCUUUUUGGCGCUGCUUCUCAUUAUUUUAAGGCUUCUCCAAGUUGUGCUCAUUCCAGACUAACUCAUGUAUAGACUCUUUCUUCAUCAUCUAAAUGGUGUGUUUCUGAAUUUAUUGUGGUAUAUAAUAAUCCUGCAUUUAAGGUCAGGACUUUCUUUCUAUAAACAUGUCUUAUCAAUGUUUGUGUAGUGAGGUCCUUAUCAAGAGACUCUUGAGCAGGAUAAUGUGUCUAAAAAUAUUGCUGAAGUUAUUCUUGAUCAGAUAUAACUGAACCUGAAUGUGAACCGUUCUCUACUUUUUGUAUACCUGUAUUGUAAUGGUUCUGGUUGAGCUGGCUAUUUCUAGCCCAUUAGUUCUUUUUCAAUGUGGACACAUGUAUAAACAAUUGCAAGAGCAAAAGCUGAUAAAUGGUAGAAUGAACAUUGGGAUAGCCGGAGUUACUCAAUGAUACCAAAAGCUACCCCCUGAUACUUUGGGUGAAUCCUUCUACCAGGUUUUUGUUUAAGAAAGAACACCAGGAAAAAGUGUCCUGACAUGAAGUUAAGUAUCAGAAACAUGUGAGUUGAGAAGAGUGAUUUGGUAAUGUAAGUCCAUGCAAAAAUAAUACUUCUAUGGUAUCCAUUGCAAAUUGAGCAAUGUAGAAAGAAGAAUGGAACCCACUGUGCUGUCAAGCACAUGUCAUGAUUCUGGGCAGUUUCUGUUUUACGGGUUUUGCUCCAUUUUGUAAGGACAUAUACUAACCUCCUGGCUAUCAAUCAAAUAAGGUGAUUGGAGCUGGCAUUUAUAUUUGUAGUAGGGACAUGCUUAGAAGUGUGACCAUGAAGUCACAUCUUGUCCCAUCUGCUCAUGUGUAUGAUCGAGUUUCAUCUGUAAUAAUAUGGCCACAAACUAGACAAGCAGUUAAGUAUUUGGUUUUAAAGUGUGUUUUCUUGACUCUGAGCUUGUAUUAUGAUUUCUACCUUUUGUUUUGGCAAACAGUAUCACAGUCCUGGGAAUUUUGAGACCUAAAUCCUGCAAGGAAGUUCUUUUCAAAAACACACACCUUGACAUGUCAGAGUGUUUUAGAGUGAAGCUAUUUUGUGUACACUGUGUUUUUAAAAUAUUCUGUCGAGCACUUUGGUAUUUUCAAUUCUGUUUUAGUUUUAAUUGAAGAUGGCUGUUCUUCAAACCGACAGGUAGUGCUGCAAAGCAGGACAAAGCCCAAGCCAGUGGAAGAGCUUGUUAUAGAAAAACCAUUUUGUGUUAUUGCUGUGGUGUGCAUGGUUUGCAGAGAUAAAGUACAUUUUUCUCUGUCUAUACUGAUUAUUGUAUAUAGGGGAUGAUAUAAAUAUACAUUUUUGUCAUCGUCAUGUAAAUCACAUGAUUUCAACUGUAAACUUCUGUCCAAUGGUGUAGCUUUACAAACCAUUCACUGAUUUUUGUGUAAUUUAACAAUAGAUAUGAAAUAAAGUUUA